AUGUUUUCAAACCAUCCUUUACUCAAGUCUCGUGCUGUGCCCCAACCCAUCACACGAUUCUACAAGGAUUCUAGAAAGAGCACCCUUCGGAUUCUCAUGCUACAUGAAUUCAGUCAGAGCGGCAAAAGAUUCGAGCAACAGACUAAAUCUCUGAUGGACGAGCUACGCCACGUCUUCAUGUGUGCUCAGAGUUCAGAAAUUGUGGGCUCAGAAGUUCGUGACGUCUAUAUUACCCUUGUCAACCCACCCUUUGCGAUUGAGCGCGAUGCCUUGCCGCCAAUCGACCUCGAUGAUGCAAAGCGACAAGACACGACUGAGGAUGUUGAUGCAUACACUUGGUGGCACCUCACUUCAAAAACCCCACCUUUGCGCUGCGAUGGACUGGACGUUACUCUAUCCUCUAUCGCGCAAGCAAUACACGAGGGAGGUCCUUCCCAUGGCAUCAUAGGGUUCAGUCAAGGUGCUGCUCUUGCGGUCAUGAUUACUUCGCUUCUCGAGCAUGACCGCAAGACUGUAUUCGACAAAGCAGAAGCUAUGCCGUACCCCUCAGCCUUCGUUGCCAAGGGAACUGCUAUACAAGAACCACUCAAAUUUGUCAUUGCGAUGAGUGGGAUUGGAGGAGUUCAGAUCCCUGAGUAUUAUGCGUUUUAUAAUCCGAAAAUCGAGACACCGGCACUACACAUUCUUGGCAGGGAGGACGACUUCAUCUAA
Aureobasidium vineae is the source of this 711-nucleotide messenger RNA. The record is from the annotation of a GenBank genome assembly. Lineage: Eukaryota; Fungi; Ascomycota; Dothideomycetes; Dothideales; Saccotheciaceae.